Molecule: messenger RNA, 1757 nt
Organism: Opisthorchis viverrini
Lineage: Eukaryota; Metazoa; Platyhelminthes; Trematoda; Opisthorchiida; Opisthorchiidae
Exons: 7
Coding region: 1-1539 (512 amino acids)
Cellular component (GO): lipid droplet
Source: RefSeq, a predicted model, not a curated record
AUGACACAUUUCUUGACGGCCAGGGCUGUUCGCUGUUUGGAAAUGCAACCAAACACUGUAUCUCCAGAGUACGAAGUUGAUAGAAACCCACUUCCGAUGUGGUUGCGCUGGAUUCGAACAUCCCCUGAGCUAUUGAUUGGUGCUGAGCAAAAGCUGUUAAAUAGACUAAGAAGCACACUUCAAACUUCUUUCGUACCAAUUUUUGGGAACACCUGUUUCAUACGCACCUUGGUUGCCCAGAAUUUUCCCGAUGGACCGCCGCAAGGUGGACGAGCGCGUGUGCCCAUGGUUCUUAUGCACGGAUUUGCUUCCGGCUUAGGUUUGUGGUGUAAAAAUAUAGACUCCCUGGCUGCCCAUCGCCCUGUUUAUGCGUUUGAUCUUUUGGGAUUUGGUCGUAGUUCACGACCGGCCUUCUCAGAUGAUGCUGCUGAAGCUGAGGCUCAAUUUAUUAACUCGUUUGAAGAAUGGAGAAGUUCUAUGGACUUGGAAAAGUUCAUUCUAGUUGGCCAUAGUCUGGGUGGUUACCUGUCGUACUCGUACGCCAUCGCACAUCCCAAUCGCAUAGCACAUUUGAUUCUGGUAGACCCUUGGGGUUUUAAAGAAGCACCUUUUGACGAAGAUGCUGUGAUGCAGAACAAGAAGCGAGCUUGGGUUUUUCGAUCAGUACGGAACAUGCUACAAUCCAGCAAUCCAUUAUCCAUAUUGCGUGCAAUCGGGCCACUUGGCAGAAAGGCUAUCAAUUAUGUUCGACAAGAUCUCAUCCGCGUCUUCGAUCAACACCCUUUGGUAUCAGGUGAAUUUAUUGAAGUUCCCACUGAGGAGGAAGAAGAAGCUGCCCGCCAGGGAUUUGCCUCGUCUGCUGAUGUCGCCGCCGACUCCGAAAUCACAGUAACCGGGGCGGCCGAUCAACCGGCCGCAACCAGAAUGCCGGAUUCGAGAUUCGGGGAUUUGGAUAAGUCCGUCGACCCCCGGGAUUUUGAUGGAACAGCCGCGCUGGAUUAUGUUUAUCACAUUAACGUGCAACGUCCCAGCGGUGAAGUUGGCUUCAGGGCGCUUUGUCAUCAUCUUGGAUGGGCCAAACGACCUAUGCUCAAGCGGGUCACUGAAUUGGAUCGCCUAGUACCAAUCACGUUUAUCUACGGUUCACGGUCUUGGAUGGAUAUGUCUUCCGGAACGACCACGCGAAUUCUGCGUCCAGAUUCGUAUGUUGACGUAAAGAUCAUCGAGGGUGCAGGCCAUCAAGUCUAUGCUCAGGCUGCCAGUGAGUUCAAUGCUUAUGUCAAUUUGGUUGCGCAUCGCGUCGAUGUAGGUGACCCGUUCAUUCCUUUUGAUCCAAUGAUUCCGAACCCGGAUACACAAGAACCUUGGGUGCACAGACGCCCUGCGAGCACCACUAGCAUACCAAGGCAGCGGAAAUCAAGUUCCAGGUUGCAAAACUUUUUCUUUCCUCAUGGUCCCAAUGAACCUCCAUCAGUGUCCCCGGAAGCUCCCGUGGGCAAUCCAAAUGGGCCAACAACAAGCGAUGAGUCCUCUCGUUGAUGAUCGUCUUUCCCCGGUGUGCGACAAGCACAGCGACAGUCAUUUUAACUCAAACUCUGUUUACGUUUCAUUUUAUAUUACAUUCGAAUCUUUAUUCACUUUGUAUUUUGGAUUUGACAAGCUGAUUAUUUUAUUCAUAGUUUCGUUCCUUAGAAUGCUUUGACUAUCGCUCAAAGCGCAGUUGUAUUUUCUCCCAAGCAACCAAUAAACAUUACUUU